UCAGUCCGGCUCGGACCUGCUCGGCGCCCCAGCUGCCCGCCCGGCCGGCCGCUCCGGCCCGCGGCGCCCAUGGCUGUGCGCGGCGCCAACACCUUGACGCCCUUCUCCAUCCAGGCGAUCCUUAACAAGAAAGAGGAGCGCGCCAGGCUGACCACGCCGGAGGGGCGCCCGCCACCCGGGGGCACGGCGGUGACUGUGGCCGCGGCGCCCGCAGUCUGCUGUUGGAGGCUUUUUGGGGAUACCGACGCGGGCGCUCUGGGAAGUGUUGAAGACUCUCUGCUGGCGUCUCCGGCCGGUACCAGAACUGCUGCCGGGAGGACUGCGGAGAGCCCGGGAGGCUGGGACUCGGACUCGGCUCUGAGCGAGGAGAACGAGGGCAGGCGGCGCUGCACCGAUGCGCCGGGGGCCAGCGGGGCCGGCCGCACUGGAGGAGCCCUGAGCCUUGGCCAGCCGAUCUGCGACCUGCCCACCGCCAAGGACCUAGACGAGGAAGCUGCGGGCCGGAGCGACAGCGAGAUGUCGGCCAGCGUCUCAGGCGACCGCAGCCCAAGCGCCGAGGAGGACGGUGUUGGCGCCGGAGGUGCACGCGUGCCUGCGCUGUGCUGUGGAGCCGGCGGCGGGGGCAGCAGCGCGCCGGCGGGCGGCGUGGAGGAGGAGGAGGGGCCGGCGGCGCCCAAGCCCCGCAAGAAGCGCUCUCGAGCCGCCUUCUCCCACGCCCAGGUCUUCGAGCUGGAGCGUCGUUUUAACCACCAGCGCUACUUGUCCGGGCCGGAGCGUGCCGACCUGGCCGCGUCUCUGAAGCUCACCGAGACGCAGGUGAAGAUCUGGUUCCAGAACCGUCGCUACAAGACCAAGCGCCGGCAGAUGGCCGCCGACCUGCUGGCCUCGGCGCCGGCCGCCAAGAAGGUGGCGGUCAAGGUGCUGGUGCGCGACGACCAGAGACAGUACCUGCCCGGCGAGGUGCUGCGGCCGCCCUCGCUCCUGCAGCUGCAGCCCUCCUAUUACUACCCUUACUACUGCCUCCCGGGCUGGGCGCUCUCCACGUGUGCGGCCGCCGCGGGCACCCAGUGAGCCCGCCGGGGGAGGCGACCAAGAUGCCCG
Messenger RNA from Otolemur garnettii (small-eared galago), 1101 nucleotides. RefSeq names its product NK3 homeobox 2 (gene NKX3-2). Gene Ontology annotation, cellular component: nucleus. The transcript is spliced from 2 exons. Gene Ontology annotation, molecular function: RNA polymerase II cis-regulatory region sequence-specific DNA binding; DNA-binding transcription factor activity, RNA polymerase II-specific. Gene Ontology annotation, biological process: cell differentiation; regulation of transcription by RNA polymerase II. Lineage: Eukaryota; Metazoa; Chordata; Mammalia; Primates; Galagidae. The record is from RefSeq and is a predicted model, not a curated record. Bases 70 to 1071 code for a protein of 333 amino acids.